Macroventuria anomochaeta is the source of this 999-nucleotide messenger RNA. RefSeq lists its product as uncharacterized. NCBI's taxonomy places the organism in Eukaryota, Fungi, Ascomycota, Dothideomycetes, Pleosporales, Didymellaceae. The record is from RefSeq and is a predicted model, not a curated record. The coding region runs from base 372 to 887 and encodes 171 amino acids. The transcript has a single exon.
GCCUGUCUGCAUCUGCGCAGGAACAACGCUCACACGUGUCGUGGGAAGGGACUGCGUUCUCACAGUACACGAUCAUGCGGGUCUGCAUCGCAUGAGCCAUUCUAGCCGUACACCUCGGUCUCUUCAUUUUUGACCCUCUGCGUCGUUGUGUUCGCCUCAUUUCCCCCUUGUGCCGGCGUCGUACCAAGGGCUCGCUGCAGGAGCAAGAGCAGUGAGCAGCAACAACACGGCGGUAAGUACGCGGCAUCGUACUGCGCAUGUACCAUGGCAAGGCUGUGGCUGACGUUGGUACAGGCAAUUAUCCGCUUCCGCUGUCUUGAGGCACUGUUCCGGCGUGCAGCGGCCGCCCAUUAUUGUGCCCCUUCACAAUAAUGCCCACAGCACGGCAGCGCACACGACGACACCAAAACCACAUCACGACGACACCAAAACCACAUCACGAUGAACUCACGACCUGUGUACGCACGACUGUACCCAAAACACAAGAGCUAGUAUUGGAAGAACCACCAAACAUGGCCGCUCGAGUCGACUCGACGUCCAGGGUCCACACCGCCGCCCACCGCACACACAGCACCACGACGAUCACACGACGCACAAGGGACAAAAAGACCUGUUCAAGAUACUGCUGGUAUUUUCUCGAACGUCUACUCGAAGUAUAUUCGUACACUGAUCCUCGACCACCCUGUCCUCCAAGCUGCCAAGUCCUGGCCAAAGUUGUCGAUCAUCGUCCUCCGCUGAACCGAAGCAUCCAAAACGACAAGCCUCGUCACACUCAUAACGUCGUCGGCGGCGAAGACGCCCUUUUGUUUCUUACGCCGCUGUUGCGGGUGGGGAAGGAUACUGUACAAGGGAUGUGUGUUGUGUUGUGUAGGGGUGGUCAAUCAUGAAGGAUGGAGGGUUUGCGCAACCUUCAUGACUGGCUUGAUGCUAGUUUGUCAAGAGAAAGGAUUCUUGAGGGCAAAGUCGAGAAAUGGUGGGAGAAGAGACGGAUCAUGUUGC